Molecule: messenger RNA, 2225 nt
Organism: Anopheles coluzzii
Lineage: Eukaryota; Metazoa; Arthropoda; Insecta; Diptera; Culicidae
Exons: 7
Coding region: 312-2102 (596 amino acids)
Molecular function (GO): protein binding
Source: RefSeq, a predicted model, not a curated record
ACGAUAACAGUGGCUUCAAUGGAGGACAGAAAUUCGAUCAACGACAUUAGCCACCAGUGCGUUUCUGUUCCUCCGCUCCGGAAGACGGAAGGUUUUCUACGUUGGCUUGGUGGAAGCUGCUGUGUACGCGUGCUAAUGCUGUGAGAAAAAUGUGACAAGUGGCAAAACCGGUGCAAUGUAACGUGUAAGAUCACCGAUCUACACCCGAACCGAUUAACAAAGUGACAGCUCAUCAAUCGAUUUCGACAACAAUCGAACGCUGAAACGAAACAAUACACUCGGAAAAUACUUCCGCUGAAGUGUAUAUCACAAUGAGGGAAAAAGGUUACGACUCGAAUACUUUUCGUACAGUGGUAUGCGUUAUACUGCUUACGACAAAGCUUUCCGCAGUAGUGUUAGCUAGCGGCAGUGAAGGUGGUAGUAAAUUCUGUCCAAAAAUAUGUAGCUGUGAUGUGAUUGAAGAUCUAAAACGGGCAGACUGUAGCAAUGAAAAGCUUAUCAACACCUACACCGACGUACCGUACGAUGUGGAAAUUCUUGAUCUUAGCAUCAACAUCAUAUCAACGAUCGAAAAUGAAAACUUCAUGCACUACGACAAUUUGGUUAAACUGUUCCUAUCGGAAAAUUCAAUUCAAACGAUUUCACUCGACGCUUUUGCAAAUCAACAACGACUUACUACACUCGACUUGUCCUACAAUCGGCUGGAGCACCUAAACGAGCACCUGUUUGAGCGAAAUCUGCAGCUAGUGGAUUUAAAUCUUUCCGGCAAUAAUUUUAUGAUGUUGCCAAACGCACCAUUCCUGAAAAGCUACUCCAUAAUGUUUCUCCAUCUCGCCAGCUGCCGUAUACCGCACGUGUUCGAUACCAUGUUCAUCGAUCUGCCGAAUUUAAAGUCUUUGGAUCUGGCGAAGAACAUCAUGAACAGCCUAUCUACCGUGCCUUUCGCACAUCUGCGCAAAUUGAACUCACUCAACUUGAUGGAUAACCGGUGGGAUUGCAAAACAGAAGACGUACGCAGCACGGUACGAUGGAUGAAAACGAGAGUGCCAACGUUAAUCGUGGAUAGUUGUCUACUCUCAGACCUCAGCUAUAAGGGCGAUCGAUUUGAGCGAAUUAUGGAAGAUCCUGCACUGCAGGAAAAAAAGAAUUCCCGCCAAGACGUCGCGAUUGAGCACGUUUGGGGCACAUCAAAACCAUCGCUAUCUAGAGACGGCGGAGAGCUUCACUGGCCGCUCUUCAUGAAUCGCAGCUGCUCUUACACUGAGCUGGAAGAUGAUCUAUCGAAAGAAUCUUGCGUACAGUUUGCCGAAUGUCAAAAAAAGUACAGCGAGCUGUACCACGCGCACAAACAGCUACUAUCGCGUAAGAAGGCGCAAUGUGGUGGAUACUUUCGAAUCGGUGUAUUCAUUGGUGGUGCCUUAGUAGGAUUACUAGUGGGUUCGUUCACGACGUACACUGUAAGCUGGGCAGUGCGAAGCUGUCGCAAUCGAUCGGCACGCAAACGGGCACACCAAAUCCCCGAUCAUAAACGCCUGCAGCGGGAGCUAACACGAGAAAUUCGUGGUCGAAAUCAGUUCGAACACACCCGUUUGAACGAAUCGCCAGUUUUCGCGCGCAAUGACCGCUUUCCAGCCAGCUCGGCACCACUGCAGGAUGAAAUCUAUCGCAAUCAUGAGCACACACGUCAAUUUUUAGUCAACCUGUUCUCCAAACGGCAGCACCGGUACGUGCGGAGCAACUCUCAGCUUGCAAACAUUAACAACCGAUAUAUCCCGCCAACACAAACCCGCGACGAGCCGCGGGAAGCGGUCAAUGUGGUGCAGCGUGUUGCUUCCGAUGCAGAACCUUUGUGGGAACAGUACAGCUCCCACAACCAAUCAGAACAAGAACAAAUGCUAUCGAAUGAUCCGGAAGCUUCCUUUGGGCUGAGUGGCGAUCAGCAACCAACCUGGAUUAGUAUCCGGCCAAACGGCAAUGGUACGCUAACACGAAGCCCACGGUUACGCCAUGAUGUACCAACAGCGGGUGAAAGUCCACCGCCGCCAUAUGUAGAAUGUACGUUAGAAACAGAACCAAAUGCAGAGAGAGUGAGUAUGUACUAAAGAUAGCUUUAAUUUGCGAUAUUACAAAUUAAAUGGUUUAUAUAUUAUUUGAAAGAGAGAUUAUCUAAGUAAAACUAAUGUUAGGCAAACGAAGAAAUUGAAUAAAAAUGUAGUAAUUUUUUU